This is a messenger RNA of Folsomia candida, 2000 nucleotides long. RefSeq lists its product as uncharacterized. The record is from RefSeq and is a predicted model, not a curated record. The transcript has 4 exons. The coding region runs from base 162 to 1565 and encodes 467 amino acids. NCBI's taxonomy places the organism in Eukaryota, Metazoa, Arthropoda, Collembola, Entomobryomorpha, Isotomidae.
AAAAAAACGUUGUGCUGCGUGCUCUUGCUUCUCCUCUCAUUUAUUCAGUUGCAUCGCACAUGAGCGGCCCAAAUUCUCGAUUUUAAUUAAUAGUUAAUUAGUAACUUACAAUUAUUAACUGAUUAAACUUUGUUUUAGUACUUACUUGAGCUGUCAAGAAGAUGCAGAGUAACACUGGGAGGAUACAUACUCACGUUCAAUGCCCGUAUAAUUUGUGUCACAUUGAGCCAAUUCCUGUAUUCCCUGACCACCUGCUCAGGUGCAGGAGAGAGUAUGAAAGGAAAUGUGACCUGGAGGGGAAAGCAAAAACCUUGCGAGUCUGUAAGUUCAACGAAAACCACAAAGUGAACACUGUUGAAAUUAAAUUUCAUGAAAAGUGGUGUGAAGAUCGUUUCAAUGCGGUGGAACCUGUACGUCAACGUGGAAAUGACCACCGACGGAAAGAACACCACUGGGAUGGCAGAAACAGGCAGGACCGUGCUGAUGAACAAUCCCGAUGGAUACCAUAUCGCCUAAUUCCAAUCAGGCUGGAAAAACACGGUCCCAUCCUGAUUAAAGAUUAUGGCCAUGGUAUCCCCGUCAAGAAUGCCAGCAGCAGGGGUCAAGGCGAGGCUGAAGAUCCACGAUUAAUUUCUAAAGAAGCAAGGGUCAGGGAUCAAAGUGGGAUUAAAAAACUUCCGUAUCGAGAAUAUACUGAGGUCGCUGAAAGUGCUCAAAGUCAAUGCAAGUCUAGAGAAGAUCAGAAUCGAGAUUAUUCUGUGGUUACGGCUCAAAGAGAGGUUGAUAAACUUCACCAUCGAGAUUAUAUUUUUGGGAGGGAUCAAAGUCAGGGUAGAAAAGGUUCGUAUCGGGAAAAUUCUGCGCUUCAGGGUCAAGAGGACAGUAAUUCCGGUUACCGUCAAGAGUAUGGGAUCAAGCGUAGAAGUGGUGGUGCAGGUCAGUAUCCUCGCAGAGAUAUUAAUAACAAAUACGGUGGUCAGGGUAUCGUUAAAAAUUACGGAACUCACCCCCUUGCCUUCAACCAUAACCAAGAGGAAUUCAACGCGGUCUCGCCCAAGAAACCGAAACGUGCUAAGCCCAUGGUGAAUGAGGAUCAGAAAAAGGAAAAUAUUUGGGGCGACGCUGCAGAAGAUUGGGAGGCAGAAGCGAAGGCAAUUGAGGAAAAGGAAGUCGACCAACUGGAGGAGCUAGCUAAAGAACCUGAAUUGAUCCAGUAUGAACCGUGGACACCACCACGCCCCGACUCGGAAGAGAAACAGUUUCAAUACAAAUCACGAUUUUACGAUUCUGGACAAGGGUCAGAGGGUGAUGCAGAUCUAGAUCUUCCAGUGGAGAUGGAGACGAGUUGUUAUUCCAGAAAUUUAGGACAUGAAGAAGAUUGGAACGAUAACUGGGUCGAGUGUGCCCCUCGUUCUUCUCCGACGCAAGUCAAUUAUGAGGUGAUGGUGUUCGAAAAAGUGGCUCCUCCAAGGCCCGAAGUCGAAGAUUUGGAGAAGGAGGAUGGAGAAUGUAGUGAGGCUGAAUUUGACGAAUUCAUUGGGGAAGAUCCCUUCAGUGGUAUUUAGGUAUUUUUUUCAUGAUGACGACUUUAAGUUUUGACUGGACUUUAUUAAUUCAAUUUAAACAAAAUACUUAAUUUUAGUUACAUGUAGCGAUCUUAGCUGUUGAAAAAAUAUUCUUUAUUUCAUGAUGAUGACUUUAGGUUUUGACUGGACUUUAUUAGUUCAAUUUAAAAAAUACUUAUUGUUAGUUUUAGUUGUAUGUAGCGAUCUUAGUUAGCUAUUAAAAAAAUAUUUCUUUAUUUCAUGAUGAUGAGUCAUCAUUGAUGACUUUAGAUUUUAACUGGACUUUAUUAGUUCAAUUAAAAAAAUACUUCUUGUUAGUUUUGGUUAUAUGUGGCGAUCUUAGCUGUUUAAAAAAUAUUUCUUCAAAAUUCAUUCAAUUUAAAAAUUUGAAAAUAAUUGUUUACUCAUUGUUAAUUUAUUCAAAAUUUGAAAAUA